AUGUUACAAGCUUGUGGUAAUGAUUACGAUCCUUUGUUGGUUCCCACCCCUGAUCAAUAUGGCCCAGGAGCUACAGCACGUGCCUUUGCCAUUGUUCACAGUGCUAUGCAUGAUUCAAUGAUUGCAUUCAAUCGAGUUUAUAAACCAAUAUUCAAAUAUGGCAAUAUACCUGUGAUGAAUAAUGUUCCUAUAAGACCUGCUAUCGAUGCAGCUAUCACCGAAGCUGCAUUUCAGACAUUGUCUCAUAUGUAUCCUAAACAGCAGAAGAUAUUUGUUGCAGUUCGUAAUGCAUAUUUGGGGCGGAUUCCAAGUAACACCAUCAAGCAGAAUUCCAUCAAUAGAGGUAUUUUUAUUGGUCGUUUCAUUGCUGAUAGCAUUUUGAAAAAUCGAAUCGACGACGGCAGUCGGAUAAAUCAGACAUACAUACCUCCACUUGAGUUAGGCUAUCAUCACGUUGAUCCAACACACCCGAACCAAGGUUUUUUAGGUGUUCAUUGGGGCAAUGUGAAACCAUUUUUAUUAGACUCUAGUUCACAGUAUCGUCCAUCAAAUGUUGUCGGCCACACGCUCCAAUCGCGUCUUGCAUAUUUAAAUUCAACAACUUAUUUGAGAGAAUUCAAUGAAAUCAAAUCAUUGGGAUCAAAAACAAGUAAAGUUCGUACAGAGGAUCAGACACAUAUUGGUAUUGCUUGGGGUUAUGAUGGAGUACCGAAACUAGGCGUACCACCACGUCUCUAUAAUCAAGUCGUUCGAGUCAUAGCUAUGCAAAAGAAUAAUACUUUAGAGCAGAAUGCACGUUUAUUUGCACUAGUUAACGUGGCACUUGGUGAUGCUGGUUUUGCUGCAUGGGAUGCAAAAUACUUUUAUCGAUUUUGGCGUCCCAUUGUUGCCAUUCGUCGAGCUACUGGUAAUACUCGUGCUGAUCCAAACUGGCUACCUUUAGGAUCACAGGGUGAUGGUGUCGACACAGACUUUACCCCACCAUUUCCAGCCUAUGUUUCGGGUCAUUCAACAUUUGGAUCCGCUUGUUUUGAAACAUUGCGACUCUUCUAUAAAACAGAUUCAAUCUCAUUUCAGUUUCAAUCGGAUGAAUACAAUGGACAAACAAUCGAUUCAAAUACAGGAAAACCACGACCAGUACGAACACGAAAAUAUUCAUCAUUUACACAAGCUGAAAUGGAAAAUUAUAUGAGCCGGAUAUAUUUAGGUGUUCAUUGGCGAACAGAUCAAGAAAAUGGACGGAUUCUUGGUCGAAACGUAGCACAACAUGUCUAUAAAAAAUUAGCUUAA
This is a messenger RNA of Rotaria sp. Silwood2, 1290 nucleotides long. NCBI's taxonomy places the organism in Eukaryota, Metazoa, Rotifera, Eurotatoria, Philodinida, Philodinidae. The record is from the annotation of a GenBank genome assembly.